This is a messenger RNA of Cercospora beticola, 749 nucleotides long. It is a transcript of the gene RPL25, whose product is annotated as 60S ribosomal protein uL23. Gene Ontology annotation, biological process: ribosomal large subunit assembly; translation. The record is from RefSeq and is a predicted model, not a curated record. Gene Ontology annotation, cellular component: cytosolic large ribosomal subunit; ribosome. Gene Ontology annotation, molecular function: structural constituent of ribosome. NCBI's taxonomy places the organism in Eukaryota, Fungi, Ascomycota, Dothideomycetes, Mycosphaerellales, Mycosphaerellaceae.
CCACCACCUCUCACUUUUCGCUCCUUAGUUGCACGACGCAUACAUCGCCCAACGACCGAUACAAUGGCACCAAAGGCAGCAAUCAAGGGCAAGUCCAGCAAGCCAUCUGCAAAGGCUUCGGCCGCCGCAAAGGCUACGCUGCGCGGAGUCAACUCGCACAAGGUCACCAAAGUCCGAAAGAGCACCACCUUCCACCAGCCAAAGACCCUCACGCUCUCGCGUGCGCCAAAAUACCCACGCCGAUCGAUCCCACGCCAGCCUCGCCUCGAUGCCGGCAAGGUCAUCAUCCACCCUCUCAACACUGAGAGCGCGAUGAAGAAGAUCGAGGAGAACAACACCCUCGUCUUCAUUGUGGACGUCAAGGCCAACAAGAGGCAAAUCAAGGAGGCUCUUAAGAAGCUUUACGACGUGGAUACCGUCAAGAUCAACACCAUGAUCCGACCAGACGGCUCCAAGAAGGCUUUCGCCCGCCUGACCGCUGAUGUCGACGCCCUCGACAUUGCUGCCACCAAGCUUGCCAUCGUCUAAGCUGGUGUAAAAUCAAAAGCGAUGCUUGCAUUCGGCACUGGCGUUUGAGCAGAGCUCUUGGAAACGAGCAGAACGGUAUCGGCGUUCAUUUGAGAUGACCUGGUUCGGGGAAUAUCGAGGAAAGCCAAUGCGCUUCCCUCUGGAAGAGCGUAGUAUACAGCUACUGUACAAGCGCCAUGCGAUCAAGCUUUCGCACCACCAUAUAUGAGUUCAUGAUACCC